Molecule: messenger RNA, 1152 nt
Organism: Angiostrongylus costaricensis
Lineage: Eukaryota; Metazoa; Nematoda; Chromadorea; Rhabditida; Metastrongylidae
Source: the annotation of a GenBank genome assembly
AUGUUCAAGUGGCUGUUGCUACUACCGUGCUUAACGCUGGCGAAGCUGGACAAUUGUUUCGAGCGCGUUCGCAAUCACACAUUAAUCGGUACUGUACACGGCGUCCUGAACCACGUUACAUUGCCACAGUGUCAGCAAGCUUGUCUGGAAGCAAGGAAGCAGAGUUGCAGAUCGUUUAUGUAUCACACGGCGAAAUCGAGAUGCUAUAUGAACUCUGAAGACAAGGAAUCCCGCGACUCAUCUCUCUUCCCGCUUCUGGAUGCGGUGGAUUACUAUCACAGAAUGUGCUACCAUACAACAAGAAUGGAGUCGAAGAGCAGCAUACAAAGAGAUUCUGCAUUCGAUGAAAAAUGUUACGAAACAAUCGAAGGGAAGGUACUGAUCGGUAUUGUUGAUCAGCUCAUUAAAGAUGUUACUACACUUGAGCAGUGUAAGAAGCAAUGUCAAAAGAGCAAGGAAGCAAGUGGUAUAAACUGUAAAAGCGCGAUUUACUACGAGAAGGAAAAGGAGUGUAUAAUCGCAUCGCAAUCACGAAAGGACAUUCCGGAGCUCUUUGUCGAUGAUGACCAGGCCACGUACCUGGAAAACACUUGCCUCAGUAAUAACACUUCGGAAGUGAAAGAAAUUCAGUCGAUAGCCUUCACGGAAGACAUAGAAGCUUCCAUAGAGACGUCAACUCCUACUGAGGCAUUGUCAACUGUAACUGAGGUUCAAUACCAGACAGGAAAGCCACCAGUAAACAAUGUCGAGUUAUCUGGUUAUGAGGCACUUACCGACACAGAAUCGGGAAAUGUCGCCAUCACGGACAUAACCGCUACCGAUGCUGAUUCCACCACAACAAUUUCACCCACCGACGAGCCCACAACAAUAGAUGCUAGGCAAAUCGCUGACGCUUUAUGGUUUUUCCAGGUAAUCGACACGUAUAACGUUGACGUGGCAGUAAAAUCACCAGCAGAAAUUAGUUUCGGCAAACGGCUGCGAGAUUCCAGAGUAAAAGAAUGCUUCACUGAAGUUCGUCCUCUUCGUCCAAUGGAUCAGACAAGAGUUACCAAGGCGUAUUCGCUGGAACAAUGUACCGACAUCUGUCGCCUUUGUUGGAGAUGUCUACAUGGGAAGAAAUGCCUCGGUGUUGCUUUCGACAUGUGCGUAUAG